Molecule: messenger RNA, 10313 nt
Organism: Myripristis murdjan (pinecone soldierfish)
Lineage: Eukaryota; Metazoa; Chordata; Actinopteri; Holocentriformes; Holocentridae
Gene: cplane1
Product: ciliogenesis and planar polarity effector 1
Exons: 49
Coding region: 154-9978 (3274 amino acids)
Biological process (GO): cilium assembly
Cellular component (GO): ciliary transition zone
Source: RefSeq, a predicted model, not a curated record
UGUUGAAGCUUCUUUCAAGAGGAUCAUGGGAAACAGUUUUGGCUAGUGAGGCGGAGGGAAUUUCGAAAUAUUCCGUGUUAAUGGAUGAUUCAAAGUGGAGGAGCUCUCUCUGACCGUGUGAUGGAGGGACACGACUGAUGCUCACUGUCAGAUAUGGAGGUGAAGCUGGAGGUGGUGCUGUCAUCCAGCAUCAAAAGGAAGAAACCAUGGCCUCGAUUUUGCUGGCUGGGGCAGGAGAAAGAGUCUGUUUUCCUGUUAGAUGACAAACGGAUCAGUGAGAUCAACAUGGCAUCUGGACGCACCAAGAAGAAGACUCCCAAACUGUACCCCUUCCUCAGCAGGGUGGUCACGAUGGCUGCGUCCCAGAACGGUGCAUGGCUGUGUGGACUGCUGCGCUCAGGAGAGCUGUUUCUGUGGAACAGGGAUAGAGACUUGUUGAAGACUGCUGCAGCAGUUCCAGAAGUAGCUCAGCUGAUGACUCCUGUUCAAGGGAAUGGCAGCACGCGUCCGUCUCUGCAGGUGUCAGGGGAUGGGAUGCGUGUGCUCCUGGCAGCCCUAACAGGACAGGUGUUCCUGUGGGAGUGUGUGGAUGUCAGGGAUUUGACAGGGGUACGAGACGGCACUGUUCGGGGAAACUGGGCACACAUACAGCCCCUUGAAGAUACCGCUCUGCCAUCCUCGCAUGACAAAGAAGCAUCCCAACACAGCAUCUUUGUCAAGACAGAGGCUAUUGGUGACACCUGCUUAUCAGCAUUUGUUUUCACAUCGGGGGAGAAGCUAACUGUCACCUUUCUGAAAAUUCAGUGGGACGAAGGCCAUGCAAGGGUCGGUUCUGUGGGAUACAACGUACAGUGGGCCAGCAAGACAUACCCCAUGUCCCGUCUCAGUCCGCCCUGUCGCCCAGUCAAGUCCAGAGGGGCACUGAUACCAGCCUUCUCUCCUGAUGGCCAACUAUUAGCCAUAGUCAUGAACCAGAGACAGCCAAGGGCCACACAGGUUCUCUUUGUCAGCACACAAAAUUUUGUCUCAAUAUCUAGUGGACUGGGAGGAUGCGGCAGCAAGAAACUGGAUAUCCCCUCUAAAUACACAAGAUCCUACUGGGUGGGCAGUGUAAGCUGGUCACCAGGUGGGCUUUUCCUGGCCUGUGUUCUGAAGCGAGGCUCUCUGCUCAUGCUGGCUCGCUUUGGCGGCCUUCUCUGUCUGUCAAGCACCGGUUGCAAUGUUGACUUUGAAUCAGCACACUUCCUGCCCCUGCAUCCUCUGGUCACUUACAGACCACUGAUGUCUCCAAGGAAAGGGGAGGCCUCUCUGUCCAGCUCUAGUAUGUCUAUACGGGACGUCCUGAGGCAACGCUACUCUGUGACCUGGCAUCCUCGGCUUUUCUACCUCAUUGUGUCUGAUGGCUACAUGGCCACAGUUUUGAGGGUGCUAGAGAGGCCUUCCCCUGCCAUGCUCCUGAAGAAUCUCCUGCGUGACACCAGCAAAGACUUAGAAAGGGCCAGCCGGAUACUGGAAAAGUCACAGAUUCAUGCAAGGGCAUGGUUGGAGUCAGUGUCUUGCCUGAAUCUUGGCAGCAGCCAGGAGGAGUUAAGACCCUCUGCUACAUCUGGGCACAACAGCACACACACAGCCACUUCACCAGCCAAAGAUGGGUCAACUUUACCCCUUUUCCUGCAGGAUCAGGGGACCAUGGAUGGCACCAAGGAGCUUCUUCAAAAAGUCCAGGCUUUAUUUGAGGAUGAUUCUGAUCUCGAGGGCCCACCAGUUGGUUCCCAUAUGGAGGACAGUGGUCAUCUAGAAUUUGCCUCAAUGUUUGACACCCUUCAUGCGCUGUUGGAACCUCAGACUGGCCGUGGAGCUGCUGCUGACCCAAAAUGUGAAAGGAACUUUGUUGAUUCAGGAAGGAAGACUCCUGGUCUUCUUCGUGAACUUGGACAGAUCCAGGGCAGCCUGUUAAGAGCCUGGGCUUUGGGUUUGUCUCUCGGAAGCACUGUAGCAAAGAGAGGGCACCUGCUAAAGCACACCCUUCACUGUGUGCUACGAUUUGCUGCUUUGCUCCAUUUGAUUCCGAACUCUGCGGUCCACGCGAAGAAUAAGAACAUCUCUGUCUCUGCUUGCCUGUUGCACCUUCUCAAAACCCUUCUCUCUUUUCUUCCCUGGGAUGCCACUGGCUCAGAUGGGCUGAACUGCCUGGGGUUGGUGGUAGAGCUCAGCAAACAGAUGGUAUGUAUGCUGCUUUCCCCUGGCCCUGAGUCCUACCAGAGUGGUUAUGGUCAAGUAUCGUCUCAGAGUCUAUCGACGGCCCUGCUUAUCCUGCAGCUGACCUCUGAUUCUCUCAACCACACCUAUAGUCUGCAGCAAAGAACUGUCUGGACCUCUUCACAACAGGAUUCUCUUCAGCCUUCAGAUAUCUACCAUGUACCUCUGCUACAAGACAAGGAAGAGAAACCCUGUUUUGUACAUCAAGCACUACCUGUCCCUCAGCGACCCUCCAGCAGAUUGCUGAGAGGGUGGCAGUGGGUGUACAGGAUCACCCUAAAAUAUAUGGAGGAGCUGAGAGGCUACAGAAACUGUGAUGGCUGGCAGGAGGAGCAGCAGCAGGUGUCUGCCAUCCUGUCUCAGAUCCAGACAACACUUCAGGCGUCAGGAGAGAGGCUUGAGGAAGUUCCUGCACUGCUCAGUUACCCAGGAGAGCAUCUGUACCUGUUUGGCUUCUACUCAAAGAGUGCUGAUGUGUGGCGGUCAGAAAUCUGGGCAAAGAGAACAAGAAGUUGUGCAAGCAGUGUAUUCCAGGAGACACGGCUGUGUCUGGCUCUUCUGUAUGGACUUCUGUCCCAGUACUGUUUGAGAGAAGCCCAGGGGCUGGGGGACCACAUGGCUCGACUGAUGCUGCACAGGGCCGGACACCAGAAAGACAAUAUUACCUGUGAAACAGCAGAAGCUGCCCCUUGCCCGUGGCUGCCAUUGGAGCUUAGCAGUGAGGCAGCCUGUGCAGUGAUUCAGACUCUGGGGAGAUUCAUGGCCUCUUACUUUACCAACCAACCCCUUUACAUCCUGCCGCCACAUAGUGUGGAUAUCUUGCCUCCACUACAUCUCCCCCAUGGCCCUAAUGUUGGGCGCUUGGUGCCGCUGUGCCAGGAGAGGGUAGCUGGUGCAGUUCGAAGUCAGCAGCUGUCUGAGGCAUGGACAGUAGGGUAUGCCCAGGACCUGCUCCUGCUAGGAGGGCUGCUUCCUGAGGCUGUAUGGCUGGCUCACCAUCUUGGGGACUGGAAGACCGCGGCCUUUGUGGGUGUAGCCUAUACAACUUACUGCAACGACCACUGCAACUUCACAAGGCCCAGAUAUAAAGAGCUCCACCUCCCAGAGGCCUUAACUCCAGCAAACAUCUUUGAGGCUCAGCUGGAGUCUCUGCUUGGCAGGAGGGUUGGUUCACAGGAACCUGAAGGAGAUAAGGAAAGCCCCAAGAGAGUCACAGACUCUUUGGAAGGAGAAGACUGGGAGUUAUUGCAGGUUUCUACACAGGAGAUUCUGAAAGCUUCAGUCAUGGCUGAAGUGAAUGUUAUGUCUUCACCCUUGUGUGCCUUGCUGGAUACAGCCAAAGACAUGUGCUCUUGCCUGCCUGCCUUGGUACCCAGUGGACUCUAUCUGCCUGCACCACCACUGUACUGUCCCCAGCCUUCCCCCAACACUCAGGACCCCAUAGGGACAUUAGGGCAACUUACAGAAGUUGCCUCUCGGCACAAAGUGUCUGGUGUGCUCCAGAGAUUACUGUUGCUUCUGAGAUCUGCACGUUGUUGCCGUCCUGCUGCCCAGUGGUACAUCAGCCAUCUGCGCCGGGCCAGACAUCUCCUACACAAGAUCAAGCAGAAAUACUCCCAUCCAUCUGCUGCUAAAGAGGAGAGGGCUUUCCCAGAGGGCCUGAUGAAGUUUGUCACCUAUGGAGGAUUUUUCAGACGGGGACCUAAUGGAGACGGUUGCCUGGACCCAGUCACCAUUCAAACUAUUAUCUGUUUCAGGGAGCUGUGUGCUUUGUGCUGGAUGCUUCAUGUCAGGGACCAGCUCUCUGUUUCCUGCAGGAAGUAUCAGGCAGCCAGGCAUCAUGUUAGAGAUAAACAGAUCCCUGAUGACUCUGAGGUGAAAUCUUCCUGUGUGGAUGCUCUCCACUGGGCCUGCCGUUUUCUGCCUUUCUCUCGCUUCCUCAAUGCUGAGGAAAUCCUCCAGGACAUACUGCUCAGCCUUGUGUCUGAACUACCCCCUGUCUCUCUGGUGGCAGAGACACUGGUACGGGCCUUCCCACAGGAGGAAGAGUCAGUCAGAGUCCCUCUGAGAGAAAAGUACAGCUCACUGCUGCAGAGACUGAACCUCUGCACUGUUCUUGAAGGAGAAAAAGAGGAGAGCAAUGAGUUGAUGAUGAUUCUGGUUCGAGACAAACUCAGACAGAGGAGAAAAGAUCUUCUGCGUCUGCGGAGGCACCUGGCCCCAACUGAGCUCUACCUCUGGGAGAGAGAGGAAGAAGAGGAGGACAAGGGGGGCAGACAGGGCACGGCCAUGUUAGGCCAACUUUCACUGGGGGCAAGUCUGAGUAACAGCACACUAACUGAAUGUGGGCACCCCCUGGUGUACAGCGAUGCUGACACAGCUGAGAAUACAUCUGAAGCUCUUUCUCCUGACCUGCCAAACAAAUCAAUAACCAGCAGCAAGAGCAUUAAAGUACAAAAUAGAGAAGAUGCAAAAAGGACUGCUGUUAAGAUCAAGCAGCUCAUUCAGGAGGAGAGUGACAAUUGCCCAGGCCCAGACAAGGAGGAUAAAGGCCAGAAUAAUUUGGAGCAACCUUGCCUACCUGUGGUUGGCACUUGGGAGUUUGAGCUGGAAGAUGAAGAAUACCUAGGUUUCCUGGAACUCUUCCUUAGUUAUGUGCUAGAGAAAGACGGUGCUGAUGGUGCAGAUUCAGGCUGUGAGCUUCCUCUGUUGACAGGCUUUUGCUCUCAGCUGAGGGAGAGAGAGCUGCAUUCCCUCACCUUUGAUGUGCUCACCACUCUGCGUCGUCGCCAAAGGGAUGGACGCCAUCCACCACGACGGCACGGGAGCAGUGACGCUCCAGUGUUCAGGGCAGGGUGCUGUUUUAAGCCCAUCCAACAAGGUACAUUGCCUGAACCUCAGACUUCCUCAGCUCGGAGUGAACCCCCCAUAUCCAGAACCAGCCUUUCAGUUGCCUCUCUCCCUGGGCUGAGAGCUGGGAAGCAGCAGGGUUUAUUUGGCCUCCAACAGCAGACCAGCGUGGCCUCAGACCUGGGAAUGAAGGGAAAUCACUUGGGCUCUAACCCUAGCACUGUUCAGAGCUCUUUUCUGUGGAGGCAUCCGUCAGAGUGCAUGGAGUCUGGCUCCCUAACAUCCAUGGAAGCUAUAAUGGAGCUGCAGCAAGGCCUGGAUCCUAAAUUAGAGGCUCAGUUCCCAGAGAUGGGCAGGCUGCUGGAGUGGAUGGCACGCUGGGCUGAUAGGAGGGUCGUACUAGGCCAUCAUGGGAAAAAGAAGCAGAAAAUCGGGGCGGCAGGGGAUGGAGAAGUGGCUGAUGGACGUGUAGUGAUACGUGUUAAAACCUCAGCACCUGCUGUUCUCACAGCCCUCAGCUUACUGGGGCACAGAUACACCGCUGCCCUUCAGGGGACAGACAGCUACAGUGCCCACAUCCAGGUCCCAGAAACACACUGGACUGUUGCCCCAGUGCUGAAACCUGAGGUGGGCCAGAAGCCGGAGAGAGAGAGCAGUGUUGAUACAGGCUACCCUGGGUCAGCCAACACUCCAAGUACCCUUCCUGAUCACAACCCACAGAAGGAAGAGCUGUCCUUUGGAUCUCACACAGAUGAACCAGAGCAAGUGACAUUUCAGAAGAUACCACUCCGUAAUGACAGAGACCAAGUGGCCUUUGACUCUGGUAUAAGAGCAUCAAGUUCACAACAACCCUGUCUUGAUGAAUUGGUUGUUGAUGAAACACCAGAAAAAAAAGGCAAAAGAAGUGAGAGCGAGACGCUGAGAGAGUCAUCCUCUUUUUCUGUUGGAGACAUCUCUGGGAGUCUCUCAGCCGAAAUGUCUCUUGCAGAUUUGGAUGUUUCAGAAAAAGAUGACAGCAUCUCCAGUACCACCACUUUUGGUUCCAGAGAAAGUGCAGGUCCUUCACAUCCAGAGCCCCAGUCUCUCCCUGCUGUGCAGCCAGAGACAGGGCUUCACACAGAGCUCUCUGAUCCCACUGGAGUGAAGCUCCACAACACAUCAGUAGCUUCUCCACACCUUCGGCCACAAAGCUCCACUGCUACUGCACCCACUGCUGCCUCUACUGCCUCUGACCCCCUGAUGCAAGUUGUGGAUGCCUCCAUUUCCACCCCUCCUUCAAGCAGAAUGGUCCAGGAGAACAGUUGCUUUGGCCAAUCUAACCUGAACUCAACACAUUAUAAUGUGUCAUCAUCAUAUUCUACCGGUUUCCUUCCUCAACCAAAUCUCAUACCCCUCCACACCAGCACUUCUGCAGGACCUCAGACACAGUCUUUUGUUCCUUUGUCUGGAUCCAGCAACCCUCAGUUCAGCCAGGCGCCUGCAUACAUGUCUGCAGACCAGCCUGCCAUACAGAGCUCAGUGACAGCCCACUCUGUUAGACUCCUUGACCAACAUCCCGCCACUAGGACUCUGCACUCUGCUGCCAGCAGUACAGAGGAAAACUAUCAGGACAUACAGCCAUUGUCUGUGCAGGCAGAAUCACCUGAAAGCCUGUUUGGGCAGAGCAGGAGGUCAAUCCCAUGUUCUCAGGGGCUUCUGACCAUGGUAGGCCCCAGUCAGCCAAUCCCCACUGCUCCUUUGGUGCUGCCUACUAAUGUUAACACACAUAAUAUGUCUGCUCCUCAUGUCAUGGGGCUAAAGUUACUACAGCCUCAGGGUUCAUCCCACUGUCCCUCAGUCCCAGAAGCUUGGGGACUUCAGUCUGAGAACAAGCCCCCUCACGCCAAGCUCAAACUGUAUGAUCAAGCCACCCCAAAGAGGGCAGAGGAGGAAAAGAGACGUGAGUCUUCAGUUCCAAGAAGACGACACAGUGUGGCUUUGUACACCAGUCCUCCACGUGACCCAGCUGCCAGAGGUUUUCUACCCCAGGAUCAGAUGUCAGAGCCCCUCUUCGAAAGAUCCAGAAGACAAGAGGUCCUGCUGCUACCCCGCGUUGUCCCAGCCACAAGACCUCUGCCAACUCAGGGGCUUCGCCUGCUGCAUUUUCACCCUGAUCCACACCCAUCCAAAAUCUUGCCCCAGGUGUCCUUACCAUCUUCCUCUAGACCCUCUACCAACAUUGCAAUUCCCAUGGCCUGCACUCCCAGGAUCAAACUUCUGCAUAUAGAUCCUGAACCAAAACUGAUGCUGCCCCUCUCAGCUCCUCCAGCUCAAAUGGCCCGUCUCAUCCCCCUGGAGGAGUUGACAGGUUCUGCUGUUGGGAGGCAACAAACUGGAGUUCAGCUGCUCAGUGUAGACCCACCUGCUGAAUGCACUGAAAAAACUAUGACCUCUGCCAGCUCCAACUCCAGCAGGAGGCAGAAGAAGAGAGUGGAGAAAAUGAGGAAGGCUGGAAAGAAAGCUGCAGUCACAUUCAGACCAAAUGAGUCCAUCAUCCCUACGCAAGAGCCAGCAGAAGAACCUGUAAAUGAGGAGCCUCCAGCUGAUGGAGUAGAGUCCACACUUGGGGAAGACUUUGCCAUUCCAAAAGGGUCCUUUGACUCCUUGCUGACUGGUCAGAGAUUAUUGGACAAGGCCAUGUCCACUGCAGCAGAGCUCCAUGCCUUUGCCUCCACACAUAAGAAACCUCCAGAGAGUCAUGACGCUUUCACCAACACAGACCCAGUUUGUCCUCCCACACUUUUGGAUAAAGCUGUAUCUGCCCGUGCCUCACUGAUUUCCCUGAGCCCUGAGUCACAAAGUUUGACGGCCGCUCUCCCACCAAGUUUGUUUGAGAAUUCGCGGUUUCCCAGAGAGCCCCCUGUUUGUGACACAGAGGAGAUGCCACAGGAAACUGAGAAGAGUGUGGAUGUGGAAGGCCGUCAGUUCAUCAGUGUGAUCGACCUGGAAGACCAGGCCCUGCACCAGGAUUUGCCACCAUGUCUCGGUCCAACAGUACAAGAUGUUCCUGCCGCUCAGCCUUCUUCCCCUACAUCAGCACAGCUUCAUUUACAUGCGCUCUCUGUCAUUAGGGCUGACAUUCAGCCCUCAGUCACAGAUACUGAGGAUCGCCUGGAACCCACCACUCAGCCAGAAAUCCCUGAGGUGUCUCCUUCGCCCAGUGGCAUGACUGCCACUCAGCAGGACAAGGUGGGCCCCUCUGAGGCCUUUGGACCCCAGAAGACCCAGAGCUGUGGGUCUUCCAGUGCCUUCUCCACACACCCUGAAGUCCAGUUUUCUGCUCGCCUGUCAGAGAUGGAUGCCCAGCUAGCUGCCCUACAGAAAAUUGCAGACAAUAUGAAAAUGGACUUUUCCAGCUGCAAAAUGUUGGUGAACAGCAUUGAAUUGCGCAAGCCGGCCUUGGCUCCUGAUGUGGAGAACAAAGUGCCACUCAACAAAACGGUCAGCCUGUCUGUCCCACUGAAAGCAUGGAGAGCACGACCAUAUGCCUUCACUGAACCACAUGCCUGUAAAGAAGAUGAAGAAAAGCCAGAGGAGGACUUGCUUCAUAAUGACUCUUCUGCUCCACAAAGACAGCCCUCUGGUCUUUUUUCUAAUUCUGCUGACAGUCAGAGAGCCGGCCCUUCCUGCCAUCAUGCUCCUUCAAAAAUGAACGAUCAGUCAGAUGAAGCAUCUGGACCAUCUGGAAUAUGGGCAGAUGAGAUUCUUGGUCAGAGCGGGCUAAGUGAUGUGGCAGAUAUUUUGGCCGAGUUGGUGCGGGAAGGUGCUUUAUCCCCAACUGAUUUGGAUUUGUCCAGUUCACAAGAAGCUCACCCUAACAGCAGGCUGAACCAGCAGCAGGGUGGAUGGACACCGGAGAACCAUGUCCCUUCAGAGGAUGAGCGGGAACAGUUGAGGAUCUGGAUGAGAAGGAAACAGAGGGAGAGACUGGCUGUUUACAAAAAACAGAGAGAGAGGAUGAGGGAGAGAGAAUACAGACCUUACUCCACCGCUUUAGCAUUGAAAUCAUCAUGCAAAAAUCAAGCUGGAGUUUGGAAGACCAAAGAGGAAAAAGACAAGAUGGUUCUUUUGGAGCAAUAUAACCUGAGGACCAGUGAGGCUUGGUCUGUGAUCAGUGACUGUCCUGCCUCUCCACCGACUUUGCCCAGAUCCUCACAGCCUGAGGCUGCUCCGUUUCCCUCCUCCAUCCGGCCUGCCACAGCUCAAACCUCUGGCAGUAUGAACAGUUACAGGAAUCGUAGUCCAUCCGCUGAUGAUAAAAGAAGAGGUCUGAAGUCCCAGUCAGGACAAGCUCAGCCCCACUUUAGCCGCUCAAAGAGCGCUGAGGUGCAGGGAGGGCGUCUGUCGUUGGAGAGUCAGCACAGGAGAUUUGGACUGCACAGACCAGUGAGCUCUCUGCCAAGGGACCGUCUAUCUCAGGUAACCAGACGUGGCAUGCUGACUGACAUGAAGAGCAAGGCUGAAUCCCACACGGCUAGCCAGUAUGAGCAACUGCACAAAGGCCACCAGAGGAAGGCGGCACUGAGCAGAUCUCCAUCUGGAAGAAAUGCUGUUGGAAGAGAAAUAGGAAGGGAACAGAGGGAGAGAGAGGAGAGAGAAGCAAUGAGCUCAUGGAAGCCGCCCCCAGAGACGUAUGGCUUCCUGGGCCCUGAGGAGUCACAAUCUGAACUAGGUGUACCUGGUCUGCCCGAUGACCAGGAAGACGGUGCCCGGGGUGGUGCAUCAGAAAUGGACUGGCUGGAGAACCUCUCCGACAGCACCGGCAGCAUCCUCAGCAAAAUCGACUGGGCUGCUAUCGAGCGCAUCGUGGCUGCAGAGGGAGCUGUUUGACCAGCUGGAGCUUUCAGGAGGCUGGCGACUUGGCCAGCUCUAGAAAAAAAAAAACAUCAUCAUUGUCAUCAUCUUUUCACUUGAGAAGAUGGCUUUAAAUAUUAAAAACACAGUCCAACUAUUUAUGUACCCAUUGAGUUGAUGUGAAGUGGAAGCAUUUCAAAAACCGUGCUAUUUUCCUGUAGAAUAAUGUAGAAUAGAACGUGCCACGUCCUGUCCUUGAAAACACAGGUUCAUUUUAUUUGUGCAUGUGUGUAAAAUGCCUUCUAUAUUUAUAAUAUAUUUUUGUAAAAGCAAACUUACUGUCCCAGCAAUAAUAAAAUAUAUUGACUUAA